AGUUCAGCGACAUAAAUACCGUUUGUUUCAUCAGACCACUAGUUAGUUAAAUCAAAAGUUUCCAACAAAUCGAAUGAGUUAAAUCACAGCUUUAAUAUUCUCAACGAUGAAGUUUAAGUUCGUGGUAGUUUGUCUGCACGUGGCGUUCAUAGUAGGCGGAAACGGAACCGGCUCGAACGAAUCCGCCUUUGUCGCGACCAACGAAUGGCAGGAGAUCAAAGAAGGCCAAUCGAUUCCACAAGGACUGCACGUGAGAAUCAACCUUUCCACCGGUAAAAAAGAGGCGAAAUUACUAGACCCCGACGACGGUUCCGACUCGUCCCUUUCGAUGGUGCCGGGAGAAGAGCUGAAAGAUCAUGGCAUCGAUCGAGCCGCCCCGGAUACGGUGGCCGGUAUGAAACUGGAUGCGCUGAGAGACGCCUUGCGCGAUAUACCGGCCGAUGUGUACGAAGAAGAAGACCAGAACCGGGACGAUACCAUCCGUGGCAAGUUCAAAAGCUACGAGCAGAUUAAACAAGAGCUUAAAGAUGCUAACGUAGAACUGAAGAGUGAUAGUGAAAUUAUGUCCGCGCUGUUUGAUCGGUUUAGCGAAACACUCCUAAAGACUACAGCCGAGCAGCGGCCAGAGCUGGAUGCUCUGUUCGAAGAUUUACAGUAUCUAGCACACCAGAUCGACAAUGCGCUGAACUUUAUCGACCGUGGAGGAGUGGAGAAAAUACUCUGGCCCAGCCUGAACCGCACCGACGACACACCGACACGAGUGCAGGCCCUCAAACUUCUCGGCGUCAUCGUGCAGAACAACCCCAAAGCGAAGGUGGCACUAGUCGAGCGGAACGCCGGCACGAACCUGCUCACAGCGCUUGGGCGAGCAUCGACAACGGAGGAAAUUUCGGCCGCGCUGUACGCGUUCGGCAGCCUUGUACGAAAGUUUCCCUUUGCCCAGCGGCAGCUUCUGACCCCGCACGGCUAUAGCCUGCUGUACGGUGUGUGGACGAAAAAGGUCGAACUAAAGGUGAAGGUGAAAGUGCUACAGCUACUCGCGGACGUACUGGAGGAUUAUGUGGCAGCGACGGAAGGCGGGGCAGCCGGGUUCGAUCAAACGACGGUUGAACAGUACCGCUCGACGAAGCUCAUAGAGGGUUUAGAGAAAACGGAAUUCUGCAAACAUGCCGGAGAAUUUUUCCACCAGCAUCGGACGAUGCUGGUUCCGGAGGAAAAUCUUUCCGAUGAAACCGUCCAGGCACUUAGAUCAUGCACCAAACUUUGCCACGAUGCGUGGUCCCAGUGUCCACUGUUCCGGCAUACGUUGCUCGUGCUGAGAAACAACCUGGACCAUCGGUUGGACGAAGACAGUGACUUGGUAGAGUACCGGAGGGACAUUCAGAAAAACAUCGACGACUUCGUCCGGGAACUUUACGGACAACCAAGGGAUGAACUGUGAGAAAUGAGUACGAAACUUUCGCGGUACUUGAACACUAGAAAGUAGGCUGAUUAAAUGUGAUUGAAUAAAUUAUUUAUAGU
Messenger RNA from Anopheles coustani, 1521 nucleotides. It is a transcript of the gene Sil1, whose product is annotated as nucleotide exchange factor Sil1. NCBI's taxonomy places the organism in Eukaryota, Metazoa, Arthropoda, Insecta, Diptera, Culicidae. Bases 107 to 1441 code for a protein of 444 amino acids. The transcript has a single exon. The record is from RefSeq and is a predicted model, not a curated record.